Meriones unguiculatus (Mongolian gerbil) is the source of this 1182-nucleotide messenger RNA. It is a transcript of the gene Pla2g2c, whose product is annotated as phospholipase A2 group IIC. The record is from RefSeq and is a predicted model, not a curated record. Gene Ontology annotation, molecular function: calcium ion binding; phospholipid binding; signaling receptor binding. The transcript has 3 exons. Bases 36 to 407 code for a protein of 123 amino acids. Lineage: Eukaryota; Metazoa; Chordata; Mammalia; Rodentia; Muridae. Gene Ontology annotation, biological process: arachidonate secretion; positive regulation of fibroblast proliferation; lipid catabolic process.
CCUCCACCCUCAGCAGCUUCUGGCAGUUCCAGAGGAUGGUCAAACACGUCACCGGGCGCAGCGCCUUCUUCUCCUAUUAUGGCUACGGCUGCUACUGUGGGCUUGGGGGCAGAGGGAUCCCUGUGGACGCCACAGACAGGUGCUGCUGGGCUCACGACUGCUGCUACCACAAGCUUAAGGAGAAUGGCUGCCAGCCCAUCUUGCACAGCUAUCAAUUCAGCAUUGUCAACGGGACUGUGGCCUGUGGAAGCACCCUGGGGAGCAGCUGCUUCUGCGGGCAGAAGGCCUGUGAGUGUGACAGGCAGUCUGUGUACUGCUUCAAGGAGCACCUGGACACCUACGAGAAAGCCUUCAAACAGCUCUUCCUCAGCAGGCCCCAGUGCGGUAGGCACAAACUCAGGUGCUAGGGAGACCACCAUCCCCCUGUCACAGGGCGCCUGCUCUGGUCCUAGUCCUUCUGGAAAGCUGUCUCUGACAUCUCCCAGCAGCCCUCAGGCUCCUGCAGCUCAGCAUUGUUGUCCAGGGAGUCUUCUCACUCAGUAUGGGCACUGGAGGUGAGAAAUGGAAACAGACCAAGCAUGGGUAUCUGGCAAUUAAGUGAGACAUUCCAACAGAAGUGCUAGGAAGCAAAAAAGCAAGGGAGCAGGGGUGUGAGGCCUCCCAUAAUUCCAGCAUUUGAGAGGUGGAGGCAGGAGAGGCAAGGAGUUCAGGGGCAGCCUCCACUACAUGAUGAGUUCAAGACUAGCCUGGGCUACCUGAGAUUCUGCCUCAAAGAAAUUUUUAAAAACUUUGAAAAGGAAAAGAAAACACACAGAGGGAUGGAGUUGAAAGGUGGUCCCAAACUCUUGUCCCAGGAAGAGAAGAGAGCCCCAGGAUGUAGCCUAAACUCUCCCAUACCCCGAGUCCAAGUCAGGAUAUAUCUGACUGGGGAACCAAGUCCUCUACACAGAGCUGGCUGGAAACAAAGCAGGUGUCACACAGAAAGCACAGCCCCAAGAAAGAGCCUCACCAGGUCUGCCCUCUGUAAAUCCUCCAGCAGGAAGCAGCCUGUUCUCCUGGCUCAGGAGGCGGGGCACAGUUAGAACCAUGGUGUGCAGCAUUACCACAAGGAUGUCAUGGUUCAGAUGACAUCGAGAAGUGGAGAACAGAUCUGGGACAGUGGAUCCAAGGCGUCUCAACCCC